ACCACGCGCGCGGCCCUCGCGCGUACCGGCAUCAUCACGCACGGAGCGCUAGUGUACGGCGGGGUCGGAGGCCCGGGACUCUGCCCCCGGGGCCCCGACCUGCCGCCUCUGGAGUUGGGCUUCAGGAACAGCUGGAGGGAAGACGAACUGCUGCCCGCGACGCCCGCCAGCCAGGCCGCCUCCACGCAGAGCGGCUCCUCCGCCAACGACAAGGGACAGAACGUGGAGUGCGUGGUCUGCGGAGACAAGUCCUCGGGGAAACACUACGGCCAGUUCACGUGCGAGGGAUGCAAGUCGUUCUUCAAACGUUCCGUGAGACGGAACUUGACCUACUCCUGCCGCGGUAACAGGAACUGCCCUAUCGACCAGCACCACAGAAACCAGUGCCAGUACUGCCGGCUAAGGAAAUGUCUCAAGAUGGGGAUGAGGAGAGAAGCUGUUCAGAGAGGUCGAGUGCCUCCGUCUCAGUCCGCCGGCCUGGCGCUGCCGGGGCAAUUCGCCUUGACCAACGGUGAUCCCGCCGCGGGCUUGAACAGUCACCCUUACCUCUCCUCGUACAUCUCCCUGCUCCUUCGAGCGGAGCCCUACCCCACGCAGCCGGCCUCGAGGUACGGCCAAUGCGUGCAGCCCACCAACGUCAUGGGUAUAGACAAUAUAUGCGAACUAGCCGCCAGGUUGCUCUUCUCCGCCGUCGAGUGGGCGAGGAACAUCCCCUUCUUCCCCGAACUGCAGGUCACGGACCAGGUCGCGCUCCUGCGACUGGUUUGGUCCGAGCUGUUCGUCCUCAACGCCUCCCAAUGCUCGAUGCCCCUCCAUGUGGCGCCGCUGUUGGCCGCCGCGGGUCUACACGCGUCACCCAUGGCCGCCGACCGCGUGGUGGCCUUCAUGGACCACAUACGGAUCUUCCAGGAGCAGGUGGAGAAGCUGAAAGCGCUCCACGUGGACUCCGCGGAGUACUCCUGUCUGAAGGCCAUCGUCCUCUUCACGACAGAUGCCUGUGGACUAUCAGACGUAACGCACAUAGAGAGCCUUCAAGAGAAAUCCCAAUGCGCUCUCGAAGAGUACUGCAGAAGCCAGUACCCCAACCAGCCGACGCGUUUCGGGAAACUGCUUCUUAGGCUACCUUCAUUACGGACAGUGAGCUCUCAGGUCAUAGAACAGCUGUUCUUCGUGAGGCUGGUGGGGAAGACACCCAUCGAGACCCUGAUAAGGGACAUGCUGUUAUCCGGCAGCUCGUUCUCGUGGCCCUACAUGGCGACCAUGUGACAUACGAUGUGGAGGCAGCUCGCGGCGGCCUGAUCCUCGCCUUACGGCUUCCCGUCCUACCUGCCCGGCCAGCGGCUCGACUUCCACAGGUACCGGCGGGAAGCCGAGGACGUCGUGACGUCUUCCAGCGAGUUCCCGGAGGCGGAGGCCGCUCCCUCCGAGGACUACUUCGGCUCGCGCGUCAGAGACGACAGGGCGGAACCCUGCCCCGACUUCGACCCCAUCUCAGCGUUCUACCCUCCGAAGAGCACAGAAAACGAAGUCUUCGAUACAAGCAAUAAUUGUGAAACACAAAAAAACGCUCAAAAAACUUCCAUGAUGAUCGAGAACCUCCUCAACAUCAGAAGUGACUCGUGUUCCCAGUCCCGCGACAAAUAAACUCUUAGCGUGUCCCGGGCCCGCGGUGCCCGGGGUCAGUAGAGACUUAGUUCAGUUAUUUUGUUCCUCUGUAAUAUAUUUAGAGUAUAGAGAAUAUUUAAUAUUGUAAAUAGAAAAUGUUUUUAUUAUAUUGUAAAUGUAUAUUAUACGUGUAAGGUACAAGAGGCGUGUUUUCUACUAAAUUCAGUGAUGAAUGCUCUACGGCCGAUAUCCUCUGUUGGAAUUGAUUUUAAUACGUUUUACAUUAAUUUAUUUAGAGAAACUAUUAUACGGAUCAUAUAUUAAAUGAUAUAUAUACGAUAUGUGCAAUUUUGAUGAACAUCCGACUGUAGUAUAGAGAAGACGUUUUGGACUUUACAUAGAUUAAAAAUGCCACAGACGGUUCACAUUUCAGACGUCACUUUGGUUUUGACUUUGACUUUAGGACACAGAGCCUUGUCAGUGGCAGCAGAGAGCUAUUUAUUUGUUUCUCACGUAUCCGCAAACUGUGUUUUGGUGCUUUUCCUUAUAUUACGACACCUGUCGCAUGUACAAACAUCGUUUAGUGAUUCCGGGACAGCAUUUAUGUGUUUUAAAAGAUUUUAAGCAAUAAUAAUGUUAAUUUGUGUGUAGAAUUUUUUUUUUAUAUAUUUUAAGUGUUUGUUUAUAUCCGGUCGUUGUUGAGAGUGAGUCUCAUUUUAUUACAUUUAUUUGGCCAGACAUUUUUUUUCUUGUGAACGACGCAUUCCGAGAAAAACUUUUUCAUUUAAAUUUCAUAUUAAAAUACGGCUUCGAAAUUAUUACCUACGGCUGCAGUUCAUUGCUCAUGAAGUUUUUCUUAUUAUUUUUUUUAUAUAACGCGUCGUCACGGGAUGGCUGAGAUUCAUUAAACAUUUGUCAAAAUCCUGCCAAAUCUUAUAAAGCAAUGUAAUAAUUCGCAAUAAUUGUACAGAGGGUGUUAUUAGUGUGUGAAGAUGCUGCAUGGAAAAAAAAAACGUAUAGACGAAUAAAAUGUCUUUCAAUA
Molecule: messenger RNA, 2647 nt
Organism: Danaus plexippus (monarch butterfly)
Lineage: Eukaryota; Metazoa; Arthropoda; Insecta; Lepidoptera; Nymphalidae
Gene: svp
Product: steroid receptor seven-up, isoforms B/C
Exons: 4
Biological process (GO): regulation of transcription by RNA polymerase II; cell differentiation; anatomical structure development
Molecular function (GO): RNA polymerase II cis-regulatory region sequence-specific DNA binding; zinc ion binding; nuclear receptor activity
Source: RefSeq, a predicted model, not a curated record